Magnolia sinica is the source of this 1711-nucleotide messenger RNA. RefSeq names its product probable inactive purple acid phosphatase 29. The coding region runs from base 77 to 1279 and encodes 400 amino acids. Gene Ontology annotation, molecular function: hydrolase activity, acting on ester bonds. Gene Ontology annotation, cellular component: cytoplasm. The record is from RefSeq and is a predicted model, not a curated record. The transcript has 4 exons. Lineage: Eukaryota; Viridiplantae; Streptophyta; Magnoliopsida; Magnoliales; Magnoliaceae.
AAGGAAAAGCAACCCCAAAGAAAUCUGUCCUCCAAACAGGAACUAGAAAUUUAAACUGAAAACUAGAAAUAUCCGAAUGCCUUCAAAACCUUCUUUUUCUCCUUUAAUUUCUCUCUUCUUCUGCGUCUUCAUCUGUUUUCCUCUUCCUUCUCUUUUCUUCCUCGCAGAUGCGAAACCUUCUUCCAACGCUCCGCCUCUGCUCCGUUUCGGCCAAAACGGCAUAUUCAAGAUCUUGCAGGUGGCUGACAUGCACUACGCCAACGGUAAGACGACGCCCUGCAGGGACGUCUUGCCGGAGCAGGUCACUGGAUGCUCCGAUCUUAACACCACCGCCUUCGUUGAACGGUUGAUCCAAGCUGAAAAGCCAGAUCUCAUUGUCUUCACAGGUGACAACAUCUACGGCCCUGACGCGAUUGACGCCAGGGAAUCGCUAAAUGCUGCUUUUGCCCCUGCAAUGUUGUCGGGGAUCCCAUGGGCAGCCGUCCUGGGAAACCACGACCAAGAAUCGACGUUAUCACGGGAAGGUGUGAUGCAGCAAAUCGUCCAGAUGAAACGCACGGUGUCUCGCCUCAAUCCGACUGUCGAUUCCAGUAAUGGAGAAGGGAUCGAUGGCUAUGGGAACUACAAUGUGGAGGUGGCCGGGGUUGAGGGUUCGAGUAUGCAGAACAACUCCAUUCUCAAUCUGUAUUUUUUGGACAGUGGGGAUUACUCGACGGUUCCGUCCAUUCGUGGCUAUGGUUGGAUUCAACCCUCUCAGAAACUUUGGUUUCAACGCACUUCGUCUAAGCUGCAGAAAGUGUACAUGGGUGGAUCCAAGGGUCAGAAACAACUGGCGCCAGGGCUAGCAUAUUUUCACAUCCCAUUGCCAGAAUUCAGUAGCUUCGAUGAAUCGAAUUUCACGGGCGUGAAACAGGAUGGCAUCAGCUCAGCUUCUAUAAACUCGGGCUUCUUUACAACCUUGGUUGAAGCAAGGGACGUGAAGGCUGUCUUCACUGGCCAUGAUCAUCUCAAUGACUUCUGUGGCAAGCUAAAGGAUAUACAUCUCUGUUAUGCUGGCGGGUUUGGAUACCAUGCAUAUGGGCAGGCUGGAUGGUCACGGAGGGCGAGGGUAGUUUUGGCUUCUCUAGAGCAAACAGAGAAGGGAGGAUGGGGAGUGGUGAAAUCUAUCAAGACUUGGAAGCGCCUCGAUGACCCACAACUGUCUACAAUCGAUAUUCAGACCCUCUGGGUCAAGAGCUCCCCUGGGAGCCGCAGAAAGGGAGCUCCCACUGGCGUUUGAAUGGAUGAUAUUCAAAGAUUUCCACACCAAGAACUCAUAUGUGUGAGAGAUGGGCAGGUUUAUUUAAGCAGUCAUUUUUCGAGGUACGGUAUGGUUGCAUAACUAGACGACUGAGACUGGUUUUGCAAGAAAAUCAAUAGAACAUUGUCGUUAAGAAAUUUAGAAUGCUCAAGGGUAUGGUGUAAAAUGUCGAGUUCUCUCUCCCUACCAAGGUGGGUAAUAUUCUCUACCUAUUAUGUUAAAGCAGCUAGUUUCACAAUAUUCUCUGCCUCUUAUGUAAUAGCAAAUUCUCCACAGUGGCUGUUAUAUGAUAGAAUAAAGACACUACUAUAUGAUGGAACAAUGGGCAUUGUUUACACAAGACUUUCUUUUUUCCAUUUUAAUUUCUCAUGUUAUGGAAUAUAACACUGAAGAAACAACCACUAUUUUACA